AUGGCGUCCCCCUACGACACGUACCAGACGUCUCUGACGACGCGGUACUGCAGUGCCGAGAUGUCGCGCCUCUUCAGCCAGCGCUCCCGCCACUCCCAGUGGCGCAAGCUCUGGCUCCUGCUCGCAGAGUCGGAGCGCGAGCUCGGCAUCGACACCAUCACCCCAGAGGCCCUCGACCAGAUGCGCCAGCACCUCACCGUCUCCGACCAAGACUUUGAGGUCGCCCGCGUCGAGGAGAAGGUCCGCCGCCACGACGUCAUGGCCCACGUCCACGCCUUUGGCGCCGUCGCCCCUGCCGCCGCCGGCAUCAUCCACUACGGUGCCACGAGCUGCUACGUCACCGACAACGCCGAGCUCCUCCUCAUGCGCGACGCCAUGGACCUGCUCCUGCCCAAGCUGGCCAAGGUCAUCUCCAACCUGUCAAAGUUCGCCAUGGAGUGGAAGGCGGAGCCAACCCUUGCCUACACUCACCUUCAGCCAGCACAACUGAUCACGGUCGGCAAGCGCGCUGCCCAGUGGGCCCAGGACCUGGUCAUGGACCUCGAGGCCAUCGAGCACGCCAGAAACGGACUGCUCCUCAGAGGCGCCCAGGGCACCACGGGCACACAGGCCUCGUUCCUCGAGAUCUUCCACGGCGACGGCGCCAAGUGCGACCAGCUCAACGAGCUGCUGUGCAAGAAGACGGGCUUCUCCGGGUGCUACGACAUCUCGACGCAGACGUACACGCGCAAGGUGGACAUGCUGGUGGCCAACGCCAUCUGCGGCCUGGGGGCGAGCGCGCACAAGAUCACCGGCGACAUCCGGCACCUGGCGGCGUGGAAGGAGGCCGAGGAGCCGUUCGAGUCCGGGCAGAUUGGGUCCUCGGCCAUGGCCUACAAGCGCAACCCGAUGCGGUCGGAGCGCGUGGCCGCCCUGUCGCGCGAGCUGCUCUCGCGCCAGGCGACUUUUGCCAACACGCUGGCCACGCAGUGGAUGGAGCGCUCGCUCGACGACAGCGCGGUCCGCCGCAUCGACAUCCCCGAGAUGUUCCUCCUGGCCGACGCCAUCGUGGGCAGCCUCGACAACAUCACCAACGGCAUGGUCGUGUACCCCAAGCGCGUCGCGGCGCGCGUGCACGAGGAGCUCCCCUUCAUGAUCACCGAGAGCAUCAUCAUGAAGCUCUGCGCCCAGGGCGUGUCGCGCCAGGACGCCCACGAGGAGAUCCGCGUACUCUCCCACCAGGCAGGGCGCGAGGUCAAGCACGAGGGCCGCCACAACGACCUCGUCGACCGCAUCAAGGCCACAGAGUUCUUCAGGCCCAUCUGGGGCGAGAUCGACGACAUGCUCCGCCCGGAGCUCUACACCGGCCGCAGCGCCCAGAUUGUCGAGCGCUACUGCGGGCCGGGCGGCGUCGUCGAGAAGAAGAUCCAGCCGUACAAGGCCAUCUUUGAGAACACGGCCACCACGGAGCUGCACGUGUAG
Microdochium trichocladiopsis is the source of this 1461-nucleotide messenger RNA. Its product is annotated as adenylosuccinate lyase. Gene Ontology annotation, cellular component: cytosol. Gene Ontology annotation, molecular function: (S)-2-(5-amino-1-(5-phospho-D-ribosyl)imidazole-4-carboxamido) succinate lyase (fumarate-forming) activity; N6-(1,2-dicarboxyethyl)AMP AMP-lyase (fumarate-forming) activity. The record is from RefSeq and is a predicted model, not a curated record. Bases 1 to 1461 code for a protein of 486 amino acids. Gene Ontology annotation, biological process: 'de novo' AMP biosynthetic process. The transcript is spliced from 5 exons. Lineage: Eukaryota; Fungi; Ascomycota; Sordariomycetes; Xylariales; Microdochiaceae.